Molecule: messenger RNA, 2073 nt
Organism: Verticillium alfalfae VaMs.102
Lineage: Eukaryota; Fungi; Ascomycota; Sordariomycetes; Glomerellales; Plectosphaerellaceae
Product: calcium-binding mitochondrial carrier protein Aralar1
Exons: 3
Coding region: 1-2073 (690 amino acids)
Biological process (GO): L-glutamate transmembrane transport; malate-aspartate shuttle; aspartate transmembrane transport
Molecular function (GO): L-glutamate transmembrane transporter activity; L-aspartate transmembrane transporter activity; calcium ion binding
Source: RefSeq, a predicted model, not a curated record
AUGAGCAAAGCAGCCGCUGUCAAGGAGGCUGUCAAGGAGAGCCUCCUCGGCGCGGAGGAGCCGACGCAGCUGUCCAGCCAGACCAAGUCCCGCUUCCACGCCAAUGCCAUCAAGGAUGCCGAGACGGGCGAGCUCUUCAUGGGACCCGACGAGUUUGUCAAUGCCGUUGCGCCUGCCACGGAAGACUACCACAAGAUCAAACGCGAACAAUACGGCAUUCUCUUCCGCGUCGCCGACCGCAAGGAUGCCGGCCGCAUCUCACUAUCCGAGUGGGCUGCUUUCGAGAACCUGCUGAUGAAGCCCGACGCCGAGUACGAGAUUGCUUUCCGCCUCUUCGACGUGUCCAGAACCGGCAGCGUCAAGUACGAAGACUUCCGCCAGCUGUACGAGCUGAACAAGGGUGAGACGAGCAUCCCCUUCGACUGGGAGUGCGAGUGGGCCAAGCUGUACAUUGGCGGCAAGAAGAAGCGACACCAGAUGGAUUACCCCCAAUUCUCCCAGAUGCUGCGCGGUCUGCAGGGUGAGCGCAUCCGUCAGGCCUUCCAGCAGUUCGACCGUGACGGCGACGGCUUCAUUGACCCGGAGGACUUUGAGCGCAUCAUUUUGGAGACGUCCAAGCACAAACUCUCCGACCAUCUGCUCCAGAACCUCAGCAGCCUGUGCAACAUUACCCUCGGCAGCAAGGUUUCCUACGCCAAUGUUCGCGCGUUUCAGAACAUGAUCAAGGAGAUGGACCUCGUCGAGCUGAUCGUCCGCCGCGCGGUUGCCAAGAGCACCGAUGGCAAGAUCACGCGGACCGAGUUCCUGAACCAGGCCGCCAAGAUCACUCGCUUCUCCCUCUUCACGCCCAUGGAGGCCGACAUUCUCUUCCACUUUGCCAGCCUCGACGAGCCCUCUGGCAGACUCGGACUCGCCGAUUUUGCCAAGGUCCUCGACCCAUCCUGGAGGAACCCGCUCUACGACACGGAGGACGCGCCCCACCGCGGCGUGUCGGACGCGGCUGCAGGCGCCACGGGUGCCGCCGUCGCGAAGCUCAUGGAAUCGAGCUACAACUUCCUGCUUGGCAGUGUCGCCGGUGCCUUUGGUGCCUUCAUGGUGUAUCCCAUCGAUCUCGUCAAGACGCGCCUGCAGAACCAGCGAGGCGCUAGGCCAGGCGAGCGCCUCUACAAGAACUCGAUCGACUGCUUCCAAAAGGUCUGGCGUAACGAGGGCCUGCGCGGUCUGUACUCUGGUGUCUUGCCGCAGCUCGUCGGCGUGGCGCCAGAGAAGGCCAUCAAGCUGACCGUCAACGACAUUGUCCGCACGUACUUCACCAACAAGGAGGGCAAGAUCUACUGGGGCUCGGAGGUGCUCGCUGGUGGUGCGGCGGGUGCCUGUCAGGUGAUCCAGGGUGAGGUCGCCAAGACGAUGGAGGGCACACCGAAGAGGUCCGCCAUGUGGAUCGUGCGCAACCUCGGUCUCGUGGGUCUAUACAAGGGCGCCUCGGCCUGUCUGUUACGUGACGUGCCCUUCUCGGCCAUUUACUUCCCGACGUACAGCCACCUGAAGAAGGACAUGUUCGGAGAGUCGCCCACCAAGAAGCUUGGUGUAUUGCAGCUGCUGACGGCGGGCGCCAUCGCCGGUAUGCCCGCUGCGUACCUGACGACGCCGUGCGACGUCAUCAAGACACGUCUCCAGGUCGAGGCGCGCAAGGGCGAGGCCAGCUACACCGGUCUGCGACACGCUGCCUCGACCAUCUGGAAGGAGGAGGGCUUCAGGGCCUUUUUCAAGGGUGGCCCGGCGCGUAUCUUCCGCUCUUCGCCCCAGUUCGGCUUCACGCUGGCCGCGUACGAAGUCCUGCAGACCUCGCUGCCGUACCCUGGCAAAACGGAAUCGCUCAAGAUCACGACGGGCGUCGCAGAUGCCGUGUCGACGUUGAAGGAGAAGCUCGAUACGAGCCCCUACUCGCGCAGUCGCAACGCGCUCAAGAUUAUCCUCGACAUUGACGAGGACUUUGGCAAGAUCAAGAUGCCGAGCGCGCAGACAUGGAAGACGCUGCCGGCGGUCAUGCAGUCCGGAGCUGGCAAGUCAUGA